Molecule: messenger RNA, 2628 nt
Organism: Corylus avellana
Lineage: Eukaryota; Viridiplantae; Streptophyta; Magnoliopsida; Fagales; Betulaceae
Product: galactinol--sucrose galactosyltransferase
Molecular function (GO): galactinol-sucrose galactosyltransferase activity
Source: RefSeq, a predicted model, not a curated record
UUCCACAAUAUAUUUCUCAAACUCUAUAUAAACGCCACCUAUGUGCUUGCUCUUAGCACUAACCCAACUAGCCAAAUUACCAACCCCCCCUCUCUCACUCUUCCUUCCCAAGUUCUCCCAAUGGCUCCAAGCUUAAGCAAAAAUGCCCCUGACGUAAUGGGGCUCCCUGACGACAGUAUAGUACCAUUGUCAAUAACGUUGGAGGGAUCAAACUUUCUUGCCAACGGCCAUCCGUUUCUCACUGACGUCCCCGUGAACAUCAUAGCCACGCCAUCACCCUUUAUCUCUUCAGACAAGACCAAGAACUUGGUCGGCUGCUUUGUGGGGUUCGACGCCGACGACCCGUCGAGCCGGCACGUGAUUCCAAUCGGCAAGCUGAGGGGAAUAAGGUUCAUGAGCAUAUUCCGGUUCAAGGUCUGGUGGACCACCCACUGGGUUGGAAGCAGCGGAAGAGACGUUGAGCAUGAGACCCAGAUGAUGAUCUUGGACAAAAACGACGCCGGGCCGGGGCGUCCGUACGUUCUCUUGCUUCCCCUCCUCGAAGGACCAUUCAGAGCUUCUCUCCAGCCUGGGGUUGCUGACGACGACGACAAUCUCCACGUGUGCGUGGAGAGUGGGUCCACACGUGUCUGUGGGUCCAGCUUCAGGAGCUGCGUUUACAUGCAUGUCGGUGACGACCCUUAUAUUCUCGUCAAGGAGGCCAUGAAGGUGAUGAGGGCCCACCUGGGAACCUUCAGGCUUCUUGAAGAGAAAAACCCGCCAGCUAUAGUCGACAAAUUCGGUUGGUGUACGUGGGAUGCAUUCUAUCUUAAGGUGCACCCGCAGGGGGUUUGGGAAGGUGUGAAGGGGCUUGUGGAGGGUGGGUGUCCUCCAGGAAUGGUCCUGAUUGAUGACGGGUGGCAGUCCAUUUCUCACGAUGACGACCCCAUUUCUCAAGAGGGCAUGAAUCGGACGGCUGCUGGUGAGCAAAUGCCAUGUAGGCUCAUAAAGUUCGAGGAAAAUUACAAAUUCAGGGACUAUGGAAAUCAUGAAGGGCUAGGUGCCUUUGUCAGGGACCUUAAGGAUGAAUUUAGGACCGUAGAUCACGUGUACGUUUGGCAUGCACUUUGCGGGUAUUGGGGUGGGAUUAGACCCAAUGUCCCUGGAAUGCCGGAGUCGAGGGUGAUUACUCCUAAGCUGUCAGAGGGAUUGCUGAUGACAAUGGAAGAUCUCGCCGUCGACAAGAUCGUUAACAAUGGGGUGGGGUUAGUCCCGCCGGAGCUGGCCCACAAGAUGUACGAGGGGCUUCACUCGCAUCUUGCAUCGGCGGGGAUCGACGGCGUCAAGGUUGACGUAAUACACUUACUUGAGAUGCUAUCAGAGGAAUUUGGAGGUCGAGUUGAGCUGGCCAAAGCUUAUUACAAGGCCCUCACUGCUUCAAUCAGAAAACACUUCAAAGGAAAUGGUGUCAUUGCUAGCAUGGAGCACUGCAAUGACUUCAUGUUCCUCGGAACCGAGGCCAUAGCAUUAGGACGCGUCGGUGACGACUUUUGGUGCACGGACCCGUCGGGGGAUCCAAAUGGGACAUUUUGGCUACAAGGAUGUCACAUGGUGCAUUGUGCCUACAACAGCUUGUGGAUGGGGAAUUUUAUACAUCCAGAUUGGGACAUGUUCCAAUCCACUCAUCCUUGUGCUGAGUUCCAUGCAGCAUCUCGGGCUAUUUCUGGGGGACCAAUUUAUGUAAGCGACUAUGUUGGAAAACACAACUUUGAGUUGCUCAAGAGCCUUGUGUUGCCAGAUGGGUCUGUUUUGAGAUGCCAAUACUAUGCACUUCCUGCUAGAGAUUGCCUGUUUGAAGACCCAUUACAUGAUGGGAAAACACUGCUCAAGAUUUGGAACCUUAACAAGUACACCGGAGUUGUAGGGACCUUCAACUGUCAAGGAGGAGGGUGGUGCCUCCAAACCAGGCGAAACAAGAGUGCCUCAGAAUGUUCACACUGUCUGGCCUGCUCUGCAAGUCCUAAAGAUAUCGAGUGGAACAAUGGGAAGCACCCAAUUCCCACAAAAGGGGUGAAUAUAUUUGCUAUAUAUAUGUUCAAGGAAGAGAAACUAAAGCUCUUGAAGUCAUCGGAGAAAAUGGAGAUUUCACUUGAGCCAUUUACUUAUGAGCUUCUCACUGUUUCUCCGGUGACAACCCUGUCGAACAAACUAGUCCAAGUUGCUCCGAUUGGGCUCGUAAAGAUGCUAAACUCCGGUGGCGCAAUCCAGUCACUUGAGUUUGAUGAUGAUGAGAAUUUGGUGAGGAUUGGAGUGAAGGGGAGUGGAGAAAUGAGAGUGUUUGCAUCGGAGAAACCUAUGAGUUGCAAGAUUGAUGGAGUGGGUGUUGAAUUUAGUUAUAAUGAUCAGAUGGUUGUGGUGCAAGUUCCCUGGCCAAAUUCCUCAAAUUUAUCCAUAGUUGAGUACUCUUUCUGAGUUCAACAAUGGAGGUGUAAUUUGAAGCUAACUUUAAUUGUGCUUAUUCUUCCUUUUUAACUCUCUUUUAUCUAGAAAAAGCAAGGGCUUGUGUUGAUCUUCGAAGGCCUUGUAAACAAGAACUUGUGAAAAUGGUAUUACCCCUUCAAUUUAUACUACCAUUUAGUUAUUUGCAAA